Tricharina praecox is the source of this 1134-nucleotide messenger RNA. Its product is annotated as GRASP55/65 PDZ-like domain-containing protein. Gene Ontology annotation, molecular function: protein binding. Lineage: Eukaryota; Fungi; Ascomycota; Pezizomycetes; Pezizales; Pyronemataceae. Gene Ontology annotation, cellular component: Golgi apparatus. The record is from RefSeq and is a predicted model, not a curated record. The coding region runs from base 1 to 1134 and encodes 377 amino acids. The transcript has 3 exons. Gene Ontology annotation, biological process: Golgi organization.
AUGUCCUGGCUCAAAAAGUUCCUUCCCAUCGGCGAAGAGCGGCGGCAAGGCGUCGCCUUCGGCUUCCAAGUCCUCAAAAACACAAACAAGUUCAUCGUCAUUGAGCCGUGGUUCGACUUUAUCUGUGGCAUCAACGGCCGGUUAGUCGAAGACGGGAAUUCCUAUCUGUUCUCAAAGGAAGUGGAAAACUGCGCUGGACGGGAUGUCGCAUUCAUGGUGUGGAGCGCAAAGGGCCAACGAAUGCGCGACGUGAUGGUGUCCGUCCCAUCGACCUCGCUCUCCCUCGGGCUGGUGCUACAAUGGUGUCCCGUCUCGACCACGGAGGACAUCUGGCACAUUCUCGACGUGGCCCCAAACUCCCCCGCGGACUUCGCCGGUCUGCUCCCCUACAGCGACUACAUAAUCGGCACGCCGGAGGGCAUUGUGCGGGGAGAGUCCGGCCUCGGCGAGCUAGUCGAAGACCACAUGGACCGGCCUCUGCGCCUAUUCGUGUACAACCACGAAUACGACGUGACGCGGGAGCUGCACAUAACGCCGACGCGGUCGUGGGGCGGCGAGGGAGCUCUCGGUUGCGUCCUCGGCUUUGGCGCGCUGCACCGUGUUCCCGCCCCACUGCACGAGCCCGUCCAGGCCCCCGGUGAAACGCUGUUCUCGAAUACCCCCCGCGCCUCUGGCGAUGUCGCCCGUGCCGCUAUGAACCCAGAGGACGCGGAGGAGGAGGAGCUGUUCCCGCCUACGGAGCCGGGGAACCUCAUCACCCCUGCGGCGGUAUCCGGCUCGCCCUCGCCCUAUCAGUUCACGCCGAUGGAGACGCCCGGGUUCCGUGGCGGGGCGCCGGCGGGCGCACAUGUGUUUCCGCCGCAGGUCGCCCCUGCGAGGCACAAGCCGAGACAUCACCAUGCGAGGGACUUUAAUCCGAGUAUCAUGGAUGAUUACCUCAGGGAGGGAGAGCAGAAGAGUUUGGAGCUGGAGGGCGGCGCAAAGGCGGGCGCUGCGACUGUCAAGCCUGGACUUCCGCCGCCGCCAAAGAGGGCGGGUCCCCCGCCGCCGAGGAAGAGCUCUACGCCGGUUCCUACCAGUCCUCCGCAGCCGCCGCCGGUAAAACGGGAGGGCGAGAACGAUGAGCUGGAUUGA